This is a messenger RNA of Cataglyphis hispanica, 2388 nucleotides long. Its product is annotated as tRNA (cytosine(72)-C(5))-methyltransferase NSUN6. The transcript is spliced from 8 exons. Gene Ontology annotation, biological process: RNA methylation. The coding region runs from base 609 to 2000 and encodes 463 amino acids. The record is from RefSeq and is a predicted model, not a curated record. Lineage: Eukaryota; Metazoa; Arthropoda; Insecta; Hymenoptera; Formicidae. Gene Ontology annotation, molecular function: methyltransferase activity.
UAUACAAACUUUGUCGCAUGUAUAUAUUUAUUUUGACUAAUAUUACGAAAAAACUUUUCAAGUUAAAGAAAUUCUCUAUGUAGAAAUAUAUCAUUAUACGAAUAUAUGUUAUAUUUCUUAUGUACGAUAAAAUCCAAUCGGAUUAUAAUUGCAGAUUACAGUAAGAGAAAAAAAAAAAAAAAGUUUUAAUCCCGUAAAAUGAAUUAUUUAUCUCUUUAAAUAUUGUGCAGUGAGGGGUGAUAUUUGAUUAUCCAUGAAAUUCGUAUAUUACUAUACAUGUGACGGUGCGCAUAAAAACAGUAAUGUAAAAAAGCUAUAUGUUUAUUAAAUAUUUCCAACAUGUGAUAUAUAACAUUUUAAGUUAGACAUGUGACGAUAUAUCAUUACACAUUUAUACGACAUAUAAAAUUAAUAAGAACUUCACAGAUGUUGAGUGAAGAUCAGUGCUGAUUAAAUCCAAGGAUACAUUAUACUUUUAUUAAAUAAUAAUAUUAAACUUUUAUGCCAAAUUACGUAUUUUUAAAAAGCUCUGUAAAUAUAAUUUGUUAAACAUAUACACGGAAAAAGAGGAUAUAUAUAUAUAUAAUAUACACGCACACACACAUAAUAUGUUACCACACUCGUAUAAUUUCGGAGAAACGCCGUUUAAAAAUAAAACUGACAUACAUGACGAAUUGAUAGCAGAUUUAGGAAAAGUUAUCACUAACGAUGGAUAUUUACAAAAGUGUGAAAUUCAGGAAAAGGUCAAUGCUCUCUGCAAAUGGAUGCGUACAACACCUAGAAAAAGUAUUUAUAGAUUAAAUCAUUUUUCCAAUCAUUAUACAGACAAUCUGCAGAAACUAUAUGAAGCCUUGAAACAGGCUGAUAAACCAGAUCCAUUUAUUCAUUUUUUACCGGAUCUUCCAAAUGGAAUAGUAGCUGUUGAAAAUUGGGAUUUAUCGGUAUCUCUUGAUUUAAAGAGAUAUCCAAGGGAAAUUAUUGUCGAUGCUAUAUGUGGUGCAGCUGUACUAAGAGGAUCUCAUGUUUAUGCUCCAGGCAUUGUUGGUAUGCCAAAUGGUUUAAUCAUCAAUUGUAAAGUCAGUGUAUUUGCUGACGUUACCGGUCAUUGUAAAAAAGGUUUAAUUAAGCCAUAUCCAGAUAGCAAGAAGAUCUACUUGGGUAAUGGCAUUCUUCGACAAACUAGGAAAGAGUUAUUUAGUAAAGCUGCAAAAAAUCCAUGUGGUAUCGCAAUAAUUAUGACUGAUGUAACCUCACGAGUUCCACAAUUGAAUAUAGAUAAUGAAUCUCUGAGACCACAUGUACUGUUACAAAAUUUACCAUCUAUUCUAUGUAGCUUAGUUUUAAAUCCGCAACCAGGUGAGAUAAUUUUGGACAUGUGCGCGGCACCUGGUAACAAAACUACGCAUAUUUCGUUUCUUAUGAAAGGACAGGGUAAGAUAAUAGCAUUAGAGAAAAAUGCAGGUAAAGUGAAACGGUUUAAGGAAAAGUAUAAUGAUGAAAACAUUAAAAUAUUUUGUUACGAUGCUACUAAGGCUGUCGUCGAACAAGACAAUAGUUUCGUCGAUACCGAUGGACCUCCAUUCAUACAGGAUCACUUUGAUCGUAUUCUCUUAGACACUCCAUGCAGCGCAUUAGGUCAAAGACCACAAUUAUAUAAUACAAUUACAUUGGCGCAGCUUCGUUCUUACAUUCCCUUGCAACGAAGUCUCUUUUCUGUCGCCGUUCGUCUUUUGAAAGAGAAUGGAACAUUAGUGUAUAGUACAUGCACUGUUACAAUAGCAGAGAAUGAAGGAAUCAUUGCUUGGGCAUUGAAAAAAUUUCCAGAGUUAAAAUUAGACUCUGUUAUAGAUCGGUUAAAAACAGAUAGAUAUGGUAGUCAAGGAUACACCAUAGACGGUCUAACAAAUGAGAAUGCGAGAAAAGUAUGUAGAUUUGGUACUGAAAGUACUGAUUCUGUUGGAUUUUUUAUUGCAUGCUUCAAUAAAUGUUCCAGAAAAUGAUUAAGCAUUGCAACUUUACACUAUGUUGUGUGUGUGUGUGUGUGUGUAUAUUUAAAAUUAAUUUAUUAGAAAAUAGACUCUUGAUUGAAAGACAGACCUAAUAUGUUCAUAUAACAUAUGCUUCAAUCUGGAAAUGAAAUUGUUAUCUUUAUCGUUAUAUAGUUCUAUAGUUCCUAUAGAUCUCUUUAUGAUAACAAUUUAUUUAAAGAAGGAAAGAGUAUGUGUGUGUGUGUGUGUGUGUGUGUGUGUGUGUGCGUGCGUGUGUGUAUAUAUAUAUAUAUAUAUAUAUAUAUAUAUAUAUAUAUAUAUAUAUAUAUAUAUACAUACAUAUAUCUUUUGUGUGUCUGUGUGUAUUUAUAUAUGCGCAAAUAAAAGACAUGUAUAUGUA